CACAAUAUGUCGAAGGCGUAUUCCUAGUUCACAGCAGUCGGGAAUUUUCUGAAACAUACCGCCUAUCUGCUCUUCACUGCUAUAUCUACUUGUAACAAAGCACUGCAGUAAGUACACACCAUGGGGUCUACAGAACCUGAACGUUCCCUCAACUCUGGCAUAUCUCUGCCACAGUGGAUGAAAACCAAGAUUGGAGAUAGGUACGACCUUGAUGGAACCUUUUCACCACCAUCACAUGAUGACAGUUUCUUCUACAUACGGUACCCAAAGACUGACACCUCUUCGCAGCGACUCCGAGAAGCAAACUUUCGCCAAGCCAGCGAACUGCUAGAAACAUCAGAACAAAUAUCAAAACAGGAUUUCUCACAGCAUACUGUACAGUGUCGUCAAUUCAUCCCGAUGGAUUCCUCCACUCCAGGGACAACAGAGCCUGUUAUGAGCGCCUCCAGGAAAACAACCCACAUACUGAAACCUGCAGGAACGGGCGAUAACUUCACUGGUGACACUGCAGCUUGUGGAAAGUCUGUUGUGCAGGUUGCACAUGAGAUGAUUGCAGGAUCCAAGUUGGUCCGUGGCUUUAGCACAAAUGGUAAUGAGAAGGCAGCCACAGGAGAAGGCUUCAACAGAGGCAUGCGCCGUGGAAGUAAGUCUCUACCGGCUAGUCCCCUCGGAUCGCCAUCACAUAGUCCUGAAUCAUCCCCACAGACACGCAGGAAGGUACACAACAGGUAUUUCACAGGUGCUUUUGCCCUAGAAAGAGCUAAUAUUCAUGCAACUGAUGUACAAGAAUCUGCAAAUAAAUAUCCUGGUAGCUGGAUUUUGUCUGGGCUGCUAGGGCAGCAGCAGCGUGAUAAUUUGUCGGAUUCAGCGGAUUCUUUGACUAUACCAGAGGGUGAGCAGGAGAAAGAAGUUCAGAAACCAAAGUCACAUGGUGAUGUUGACCCGUUGUCAACGGAGAUACGCCGCAAUAAGUCCAUGACUACUCUCGUGUCAAAGAUAUUCAGCGAAGUUCCCAAAGAUGAUCAACACGUUGAAGUUGGGGUGGAUGUUACUGCUGUCAGCGGUGGAUGUGACUCACCUACGCAAAAGAAUAAAACAUUCCGUGCGAAACCAUCAGAACUGCGGGAGAUGAAUUUUUGGUCACCUACUUCAAUGUAGAUGCUUAAUGAAUACAGUAUUCCAUGUUGUACCUUACGAUAUUUCUGAAUUUUUGGUCUUCUUUGUUAGUGGUACGCUAUAAUUCAUUAUGCUGUCAUUUGCUUGGUGCAUUGAUAUUUCUUUUGCGUGUCUUAUAUGUGAAUCUGUUGUACAUGAUUAUUUGAGGUGCCUGUUGUCCAUAUGGUGUGUAAUUAUUGCUGUGUUAUUAUGUUUAUUCCUCCUCCUCGUUUACUCUUGUCUUCAGAUGUGUGUUCUUGUCAACAUAGUGCCCUGUUUAUUUUGCCACAAGGAAUUUGCUACUAACUUCAAUCUCAGUCUGACUUUCUAUCCACAGUACUUGCUACAUAGCCUCAUGUCUGUGCUUUUAAUACAAUUAUAAUAUUACCUUUAAGAACUGAUUAUUUUAUCCUGAAUAAACCUUAUUUUUAUCCAGUAUGAUUACUUUCCUAGGUUUGGGUUUUAUGAGGGUUUACUUGUAGAGAGAUGUACUUGUAGGACUUCACAUAUUCUGUAACUGCCUUGUUUCAGUUUGUAUAGACGUGGCAGUAUUUUUAACUUGUUAUGCUCAUGUCAUGAAUGCCCUUACGGUUUGUUUCAGUAGAUGACUAGCAGGAACUGGUGGCUGUGGUCACUACAUUUCUAUCUGCCUCAAUAAGUAGUUUCAUUCGCCUUCUUAUUACAGAAACAGUUUUAUUGGCCUGUAAUUAUGAACAUGUCCAUAUUUUAAUGCCUUACAACCCACUUGAGUUUGACAGUGGUGAAAAUAAUGCAAUGUAGAAGUAAUAACUAAUAAAUAAUAAUAGUAGUAGUAAUAAUAUUUGUUAUUUUGUUUUUCAAUGCUCCUUUAAUCUGUCUCCUUGUAGUCUCUUUAUACAUGUUUGUGUGUAUGUAGAUAGGUAAGUACUUUGUAACUAGUGAAAUCUACAUUAAUUUGUGGUAAAGGUAAAAGAUGUAAAGUUGUUGCUAUGCUUGAAUAAUUGAGCACUUUGCCAUGAAAGUGUAUGAAGAAGUGGAUGUGUAGAUCGACAUUUUCUUAACCUCACCACUAGUUACAGGUUGGUACAAGAUGUAUUCAUUACGUUGUCUGUAAUAUGGUGCAAAUUGAUCACAUGUUGGUCCAGGGUCGAGGGUAUGUAAAUAUUUUACUGCAGACUUUUAUGAGAUAAACAUAUGCCAGUUUGCUCUCUUAGUCUUCUAGUAUAGUUUUAUAAUUUUAAGUUAACAGUUACAGAUGCUGUAUUUGUAUGAUAUUUUAUUACAUUGACUUAAUGUGAUUUCACAUUGUUCUAAAUAUUUAUGUUAUGCCUAUGCCUGUUGCAGUAAUUUUAAAGUAAGAUUUGUAUUAGCAGUUGACACUGAAAAUGAAAUUGAAUUUAAAAUAUCCUAGGUUUUUUGUAUUACAUAUAACUUACGUUUGUGCGUGUGAUUACACAUGUAAGGUACAAAUGUCAUGAUAGCUGAAGAUUUGUUAAUUCCUACUUAGAUUUGAGAAACAGCCAUUUCAGAAGAAUAUUAUUUAGGAAUUUAACUGGACCCACAGUUGAUAACAGAAGGACUGAUAGACAGUAUUUAAGUAACUGAAAUUAUGACAAUUUUCAUUUAGAGGUGCCCAGCUGGUAACCAUUUAACUGCAGGUGAUGUAAAUGCCUGAAGUAUUGUUAAUAAAUGUUAAGAUAAAUUCAGUCAUGUUUACAGUGUUGCUUUGGUAGUUUUACUUGUUUUCUUAUUGAGCUGUUAAUUAAAUAUGACGUGGAUAUUAUGGGUGUAACACUAUUUAGUGUGUAUAGAAUAAGAACCAAAUUUUGACUUAUUUAA
Cryptotermes secundus is the source of this 2973-nucleotide messenger RNA. RefSeq lists its product as uncharacterized. The record is from RefSeq and is a predicted model, not a curated record. Lineage: Eukaryota; Metazoa; Arthropoda; Insecta; Blattodea; Kalotermitidae. The transcript has 3 exons. The coding region runs from base 121 to 1158 and encodes 345 amino acids.